AUGGAUCCUAACAAACCAGAUUUUUCUAAUUAUUUUUCUGAUUUGGGUGAUGAUUUUGUCACUAACCCUCGAUUUCAAACCUUCCUUCAACGAAUAGCUACUCAAUAUCCACCGCAACAAACACCUCCUCAAUUUCCACCACAACAAACACCUCCUCAAUUUCCACCACCACAUUCACCUCCUGUUUAUCAAGGGAGCAAUUCUCAAUAUGAAGAUGAAAUGGAAGAAAGUGUUCCAGAUACUCCACAAUACCCUCCACCUCCUCCAAGAGUGUCUGUCAAUCAAAACCAACCACUUACAAAAGGGAGUCGAAUGUGGUCUGUUGCGGAGGAUGAAACUCUUAUUGGUUUGUAUCUGCAAUUCAGUGAAGAUGCAAUUGUUGGUACAAACCAAAAAGCAUCUGUGCUUUGGAGAAAAAUUUCAGCAGCAUAUGAUGAAGCGCAGGCUGAGAAACCUCACAUUCUACCACUAAGACCUUUGAGGAGUUUGGAAAGUCGUUGGAGAAGGAUGGCAGCUGAUUUAAUACAAUGGAGUAGCUGCUAUGACGAAGCAGGAAGGGUUACAGGAAGUGGCUACAACGAAGCAGAUCGAAUUAAUAACGCCAGUAAGUUAUUCUAUGCUUCCUCCAAGCCUACUCAACAUAAUUUUAAUUGUCACCAUGGUUGGGAAAUGGUUAAAAAUGACCCAAAGUGGAGGACAAAACUUAGGUGGGCGUUGUCAAGAGAGGAAAGAUUAGCUGUAGGUGAUGCCGUCGAAGAUGAUAGUAGUGGCAGUGAUAAGCGAUGUCUUCCUCGACCCGAUGGUGUUAAAAAGGCAAAGGCCAAGCGUAAUAAGGGAAAAGAAGUGGCUUCUGAUUCUUCAACCAUUGGUGAGCAAAUGAAGCAGAAUAAUGCCUGUAGGGAAACAGAGGCACAAAUACGGUUGAAGAAGUUGGAUUUUGACAUGGAAAGGGAGAGGAGGAAACAAAAACAAGUCGAAAUUCAACAAAAACAAGUUGACAUACAAGAGAGAAGGCUGAACUAUGAAAUGCUGCAAGAUCUACUUUCAAAGGGUACUGAUCUAACUCCCGAUGAAGAGGCCUACAAGGAGGAAUUAGAAUUACGUGCAAUGCUAUAUGGUAAAAGGCACGUGUGA
Messenger RNA from Chenopodium quinoa (quinoa), 1134 nucleotides. Its product is annotated as glutathione S-transferase T3-like. The transcript is spliced from 2 exons. The record is from RefSeq and is a predicted model, not a curated record. Bases 1 to 1134 code for a protein of 377 amino acids. Lineage: Eukaryota; Viridiplantae; Streptophyta; Magnoliopsida; Caryophyllales; Amaranthaceae.